Messenger RNA from Oppiella nova, 556 nucleotides. NCBI's taxonomy places the organism in Eukaryota, Metazoa, Arthropoda, Arachnida, Sarcoptiformes, Oppiidae. The record is from the annotation of a GenBank genome assembly.
UGAACACAUAGUUUGUGAACGAAUAGUGAAUGAGUGACUGAAUGACUGAAUGAGUGUCUGAUUGUGUUUUGGACUCAACACUGAUUACAAGCAUUCAAUCAUUUGCUCAUUGAUUGUGACAUUCAUUUGAAUCACUUCUUGUAAUCCUGUAUUCACUGCACUCGAGGACAUGAGUGAACAGCAAUUGGAUCACGCGUUGGAUCUGAUGAGACGACUGCCUCCGCAGCAGAUCGAGAAGAAUUUGAGUGAUUUAAUAGAUUUAGUGCCCAAUCUAUGCGAAGACCUGUUGUCAUCAGUGGAUCAGCCGUUGAAGAUAGCGCGGGAUAAGGAGAAUGGCAGGGAUUAUCUGCUCUGUGACUACAAUCGCGACGGAGACUCAUAUCGGUCUCCGUGGAGUAACAAAUACGACCCGCCCUUAGAAGACGGUGCCAUGCCUUCCGAUAAGUUAAGACAUCUCGAAGUGGACGCCAAUCAGGCCUUCGAUCAGUACCGGGAGAUGUACUUCGAGGGCGGCGUGUCUUCAGUGUAUUUAUGGGAUUUGGAUCACGGAUUCGCU